CACACACUCGUUUUGUCUUUGAGCGCCUCGUCUCUGCUCGGAUCUCUGACGGAGAAACUUUCACUGGAGUAUAAACAUCGCAUCUGAAGAGGGUUAAAGUCAUUAAUGAUGGAGAUUAUUGCUAAUGAGCGACGCGUGAGCUGCUGGAUGAUUAAUGAACGCGCUGGAUUACGCGCGUCAGGACGCGUCACGAUGCAUCAACGCGUUCACCAUUAGAACAGCUGGAGCUCAACGGGUGCAGCACUGCAGUCAGUCUUCAGUAUGAGAGCGGCUCUGAACAUCAGUGUUGCUGUGGUUCUGUUGCCGAUCUUCAUGUGUCAUCAGACAACAAGGCAGAGCGGUUCUGAAGGAGCGGCGUCGAGGUCGUGGAGCUCCUGGGGCGAGUGGGGCGAGUGUUCGCGCUCCUGUGGCCGAGGAGUUCAGGAACAGACCAGAGUCUGUCUGACGCAGUCUCCAGCAGCACAGAACACACCGAACCAGAGACGCCUGGGCCUCGGCACGUCUGGAUGGAGGCGAGCGAACAGUAGCCGCAUCAGUCCAGGGGUGUACGGAUACGGCAGGAUGCCAUAUUCAACGCCUCUACAGAAAGAAUCCAGCCGAACGUCACACAAACAGAGACGAUCAGCAUCAAACGUCCCACAGCGGAGUUACAGGACUCAUCAGAGAAGCCCGUAUCAAAACAGCCGUGCCCAACACACCCGAGCGCUGAUGAACACAGCUGCAGUGCAGAGCCUAACACCAAACACCUGCCCUGGAGCCCCGAACCGGCACAAGAUCUGCAACAGCACGGCCUGUCCGUCACCCAGCGGACCAAUCAGAGAGCUGCAAUGCUCCGCCUUCAACACACAGCUCUUCAUGGGCCGAUUCUACCAGUGGGAACCUUUUAAUGACGUUUCCAGCGAGCAGAGCUGUGAGCUCAAUUGCCGCGCCGUCGGCUUCCGUUUCUACGUGCGUCAGGCGGACAGAGUCAUGGAUGGCACACCGUGUGGACAGAACCAGACAUCUGUGUGUGUGGCAGGACAGUGUCAGAGUGCCGGCUGUGAUGAUCUCUUGGGCUCUGGCAGGGUUCCUGAUAAGUGUGGUGUGUGCGGCGGAGACAACAGUGCGUGUAAGCUCGUCUCUGGCGUGUUCCAGCACACUCUGUCUAAAGUGGGCUAUCACAAGAUCGUGGAGAUCCCGCCGGGAGCCACCAAGAUCAACGUCACAGAGAUGGUGAAGAGCAGGAACUACCUGGCUCUGCUCAGUCGGUCUGGACGAUCCAUUAUUAAUGGAAACUGGGCCAUCGACCGUCCAGGAAUGUAUGAGGGAGUGGGAACGAUGUUCACGUACCGUCGGCCGAAUGAGAUCAGCAGCACUGCAGGAGAGUCCUUCCUGGCCGAGGGACCCACCAAUGAGAUCCUGGACGUGUUUAUGAUCUACCAGCAGCCCAAUCCAGGCGUCCGUUAUGAGUUCAUCAUGCCCUCAGAGAACGCUGUAGAUGCUCCUCAUCCUAAACAGAACCAGCUGGACGUGAAUGCUGUGAAUGGUCCGUCGACCCCAGAGGAUCACGAGAGGUCAGGGGUCAGACAUCCUCCUCCCAUCCCGGAUAAUCAGCUUCCUGCAGCUCCGCCUACAACCAGAGCCAGAGAAUAUAACUGGAAACUGAGCGGCACCACAGACUGCAGCGCCUCCUGUGGACGAGGAAGCAGGUUCUCUGUGUUCGUCUGUGUUCAUCGAGGAACUCAUGCUCUGGUGCUGAGCGAUCUGUGCGACAGCAGCACCAAACCCAGCCCUCAGGAGGAGCCCUGUAACGUCCAGCCCUGCCCUGCCUUCUGGGACAUCGGCGAGUGGUCCGAGUGCAGUAAGACGUGUGGUUUGGGCGUGCAGCAUCGUCAGGUUCUGUGUCGUCAGCCGUACACUAACCUCACACUGAACGUUCACAGCAGCCGCUGCAGACACCUGGAGCGCCCCGAGACCAGCAGCUCCUGCCAGCUGAAGAUCUGCAGCGAGUGGCACAUCCGCUCCGACUGGAGCCCCUGCUCGGUGCCCUGCGGUGUAGGUCAAAGGUCACGUGAGGUGCACUGUGUCAGUAAUGUUGGUGAUAUCGUAGCAGAUGACGAGUGCAACAUGAAGCUGCGUCCCAGCGAUGUGGAGAACUGUGACGCAGGUGUGUGCACCAAGAGCUGGUUCUUCAGUGACUGGAGCGCUCAGUGUUCGGCUGACUGUGGCGCAGGGAUACGGACGCGCAGCGUUCAGUGUCUCACCAAUCACAUCAGCAGUCUGCCUCUGGAGGGCUGCGGGGCCCAACGGCCCCCCGAGGGCCAGCCCUGCAACAACGGCCCCUGUGAGAGCCGCACAGAGUGGUUCACCGGACCCUGGAGUCAGUGCUCGGCGGAGUGCGGCUCUGGUGGUCAGCAGAGGGCAGUGGUGUGUCUGAUGAGGUCAGACGAGGGUUUCGUGGGGAUGCCGGCGUACGAGUGCUCGUCUCUGGACAAACCCCUGAGCCAGCAGAGCUGCUUCAUCAAGACCUGCGGAGCCAAGUGGUUCCACACCGACUGGAGCGCGUGCUCAAAGACGUGUGAGACGGGUUACCGUGUGCGAGAGGUGCGCUGUCUGACCGAUGACAUGAUGACCAGCGAGCUCUGCAACGAAACACUGAAGCCUCAUGACAAGGAGGAGUGUCACCCUGAGCCCUGCCUGCCUCGGAUUGAUGAGAAAUGUCGUGAUAAAUACUUCAACUGUAACGUGGUGGUGCAGGCGCGUCUCUGCGUGUACGACUACUAUCAGAUGGCGUGUUGUGCGUCCUGCACGCGUGUGGCACGGAGGAGCUCUGGACACUGAGGACAGCAGAGAUCCUCUGAUUGAACACAGAU
Molecule: messenger RNA, 2852 nt
Organism: Carassius carassius (crucian carp)
Lineage: Eukaryota; Metazoa; Chordata; Actinopteri; Cypriniformes; Cyprinidae
Product: thrombospondin type-1 domain-containing protein 4-like
Exons: 18
Coding region: 262-2820 (852 amino acids)
Biological process (GO): extracellular matrix organization
Cellular component (GO): extracellular matrix
Molecular function (GO): metalloendopeptidase activity
Source: RefSeq, a predicted model, not a curated record